CUACAGGAACAAAUGCAGCCAGAAUUUGAGGUCAAUGGGACAGCCAUCACUGAGUUCGUCCUUCUGGGCUUGGUAGAGACACCAGGGUUGCGACCUGUGAUCUUUGUAAUCUUCCUCUUUGCCUACCUGGUGACAGUGGGAGGCAACCUCAGCAUCCUCACUGCCAUUUUAGUGGAGCCCAAACUUCACACCCCCAUGUACUUCUUCCUGGGGAAUCUAUCAGUGCUGGACAUUGGGUGCAUCACUGUCACUGUCCCCUCAAUGUUGGGUCGUCUCCUGUCCCACAGGCGUGCAGUUCCCUAUGGAGCCUGCCUCACACAAAUCUUCUUCUUCCAUCUCUUGGUUGGUGUGGACUGCUUCCUGCUGACAGCCAUGGCCUAUGACCGAUUCCUGGCCAUCUGCCGGCCUCUGACCUACAGCACUCAUAUGAGCCAGACAGUCCAGAGGAUUUUGGUGGCUGUGUCCUGGGCUUGUUCCUUCUCCAAUGCUCUGACCCACACUGUAGCCAUAUCCACACUUGACUUCUGUGGCCCCAAUGUGAUCAACCACUUCUACUGUGACCUCCCACAGCUGUUUCAGCUCUCUUGCUCUAGCACCCAGCUCAAUGAGCUGCUGCUCUUUGGUGUGGGCUUCAUGAUGGCAGGCACUCCCACUGUUCUCAUCUUCACCUCUUAUGUCCACGUGGUCGCUGCUGUCCUUCGAAUCCGCUCAGCUGAAGGCAGGAAGAAAGCCUUCUCCACAUGUGGCUCCCACCUCACUGUCGUUGCUAUAUUCUAUGGCUCAGGUAUCUUUAACUAUAUGAGGCUAGGCUCACUCAAGCUUUCAGAUAAGGAUAAAGCUGUUGGAGUCUUUAACACGGUCAUUAACCCCAUGCUGAAUCCAAUCAUCUACAGUCUCAGGAAUCCUGAUGUACAGGGCGCCCUCUGGCGGGUGUUAAUGGGUAGGCGGUCUCUGACGUGA
Erinaceus europaeus (western European hedgehog) is the source of this 960-nucleotide messenger RNA. Its product is annotated as olfactory receptor 3A1. The transcript has a single exon. Gene Ontology annotation, biological process: G protein-coupled receptor signaling pathway. Gene Ontology annotation, molecular function: G protein-coupled receptor activity; olfactory receptor activity. Lineage: Eukaryota; Metazoa; Chordata; Mammalia; Eulipotyphla; Erinaceidae. Bases 13 to 960 code for a protein of 315 amino acids. The record is from RefSeq and is a predicted model, not a curated record. Gene Ontology annotation, cellular component: membrane.